AGAGCUCUCACUCCUCAAUUGCUGCCAGCGGGAACUAGUUGAAGAUGCUUCAAGGGCUUUCCCUCCUCUCGAUCCAAAACCCACCAUAUCUCCCUCAACGUUCCCGCUCUCUUCGCAUCUCCAUCUGCUGUUCUUCCUCUACCUCAACCUCCCCGGAAUCGUUGAAGGCCCCCGUGGACGGUGAUCUCAGUGCGAGGGAGAGGCGGCAGUUGAGGAACGAGAGGCGAGAGCGGAAUGCCACGGUUAGCGGUGGCUGGAGGGAGGAAGUGGAGGAGCGCCUCGCGCGGCGGCAGAAGAAGGAGUACUCCUCCUGGAAGGAGAAGCUCAAUCUUGACAACCUGGCUAAGCUCGGACCACGGUGGUGGACGGUCCGGGUUGCCCGGGUUAAUGGCCAGGAGACCGCUGACCGCCUCGCACGAGUCCUAGCCAGAGGUUUCCCGGAAAUGGAGUUCAAGGUUUAUUUUCCUGCUGUUCGUGAGAAAAAGAAGUUAAAGAAUGGCUCUUACUCUGAAAAAACAAACCCUCUUUUUCCAGGUUGUGUCUUCCUUGAAUGUGUAUUAAACAAGGAGGUUCAUGACUACAUCAGGGAAUGUGAUGGUGUAGGGGGCUUUCUUGGAUCUAAAGUUGGAAAUACCAAGCGGCAGAUCAACAAACCAAAACCUGUUGCAGCAGAGGAGAUGGAAAAUAUCUUCCAACAAGCUAAAGAGGAACAACAAAAAUUUGACCAAGCAUUUGAAACAAAAUAUCAGGAUCAGAACUUAAAUUUUGAUGUUUAUUCCAGAAUUUCCCUGUCCAAGAAGGUUACUAAUACCAAAGGACAGUUGGGGAAAGACUUGGUGCAUUCUGGAGAUGCCCCAUUGGCUGUAGGGGAUAUUAAAUUCCUUGUUCCAGGUGCAACUGUUCGCAUUCUUUCUGGGCCAUUUGUAGAGUUCACAGGUCGUCUUUGGCAUCUAGAUUAUACUAAUAAAAAGGCCACCGUGGGCUUUACAUUAUUUGGCAAAGAGAGUUAUGUGGAUCUGGAUCUUGAGCAAAUUGCUGCAGAGACUAAUGACGUAGUCUGAGCAAGGUAGGCUGCUGUUUUGGAGUCUUAAUUGUACUCAGAAAUAUGUAUGGUUCAUGCUCCCUCUGGAUGCUCGAGAAAGAUGGGCAAAUUUGUCAAUUAUUCUAAUAUGGUAAUAUAUUUAAAGUUUCUACACCCUAUAUGAUUAUUUAUGUGCUUAUAUAAACUUAAACAGAAUGAAAAGAAAUAGCUCUCACGAGCAUUUGUAUGUUGAUUUGGAUAAUUUUUGGAGUUUAAUAUGUAUUAUUUGUUUGGAUCUGUAGAAUUUGUAUUGGAUUUUUUAUAUGAGCAAAUAUCUUCUAUGCAAUUGACAUUUGGUUUUAUAUAUAUAUAUAUAGUCAACUCUUUCUGGUA
This is a messenger RNA of Dendrobium catenatum, 1414 nucleotides long. RefSeq lists its product as uncharacterized. The transcript has 5 exons. The record is from RefSeq and is a predicted model, not a curated record. Gene Ontology annotation, biological process: DNA-templated transcription elongation; transcription elongation-coupled chromatin remodeling. Lineage: Eukaryota; Viridiplantae; Streptophyta; Magnoliopsida; Asparagales; Orchidaceae. Bases 45 to 1061 code for a protein of 338 amino acids.